Messenger RNA from Mus pahari (shrew mouse), 1820 nucleotides. Its product is annotated as pyrethroid hydrolase Ces2e-like. The coding region runs from base 18 to 1706 and encodes 562 amino acids. Gene Ontology annotation, cellular component: intracellular membrane-bounded organelle. The record is from RefSeq and is a predicted model, not a curated record. Gene Ontology annotation, molecular function: carboxylic ester hydrolase activity. Lineage: Eukaryota; Metazoa; Chordata; Mammalia; Rodentia; Muridae. The transcript has 13 exons.
AGGCCUGGGAGCCGAUCAUGCCAGUGUGCAGACUUCCUGGAUGGCUGAAUGCUGCGGCCUGUGGGCUCCUGGUUCUCCUCCUCCUCCAUGUGAAGGAUCUCGACUCAUCAGAGACCAGCCCCAUCAGAAACACACGUACAGGCCAGGUCCGAGGCAAGUUUGUCCACUUGAUAGACAUCAAAGCUGGAGCCCAUAACUUCCUGGGAAUCCCCUUUGCCAAGCCUCCUGUAGGACCACUGCGUUUUGCUCCUCCUGAGGCCCCUGAGCCAUGGAGUGGUGUGAGAGAUGGGACCUCACAGCCGGCCAUGUGUCUACAAAAUGAUGAUGUACUGAAUUUAGAGGGUCUGAAGAUAAUAAAGUUGAUCAUGCCUCCCUUCUCUAUGUCUGAGGACUGCCUGUAUCUCAACAUCCACACACCGGCUCAUGCCAAUGAGAGUUCUAACCUGCCUGUGAUGGUAUGGCUCCACGGCGGUGGACUGGUUACAGGCAUGGCUUCUAUGCAUGAUGGAUCCAGGCUGGCAGCCACUGAGGAUGUGGUGGUCGUCAUUACUCAGUACCGCCUGGGAAUCCCAGGCUUUUACAGCACUGGAGAUGCGCAGGCCAGAGGCAACUGGGGAUUCUUAGACCAAACAGCUGCCCUACACUGGGUCCAGCAGAACAUCGCCAACUUUGGAGGCAACCCUGAUUCUGUCACACUUUUUGGCCAGUCAGCAGGUGGCACAAGUGUGUCUUUCCAUGUCUUGUCCCCCGUGUCCCAAGGACUCUUCCAUAGAGCCAUCAUGGAGAGCGGGGUGGCCCUGCUGCCUACCUUUAUACCUGACUCCACUGAGAUGAUCUUCACAAAGGUCGCAAAUCUAUCUGGUUGUGAAACUUCAAACUCAGAAGCCCUGGUGCGCUGCCUUCGAGGCAAGAGCGAAGCAGAAAUUCUGGCUAUUAACAAGGCCUUCAGGUUUAUGCCUGCUGUGGUGGAUGGAAAAUUCCUACCCAGACAUCCCAAGAAGUUACUGGCCUCUGCUGACUUUCGCCCUGUACCCAGCAUUAUUGGUGUCAACAAUGACGAGUAUGGCUGGAUUAUCCCUAAGAUCUUCAAAUAUUCUCACUUGAUAAAUAAAAUAAACGGAAAGAGCUUGAAGGCUAUUAUGAAAAUCACAACAGAGCAAAUGAUGCUGCCUUCUGAAUGUGGUGACCUGCUAAUAGAAGAGUACUUAAGAGACACUAAGGACCCCUGGACCCUCCAAAUGCAGUACAGAGAGAUGAUAGGGGACUUCUUAAUCAUGAUCCCUGCACUCCAAGUAGCACGUUUUCAGCGUUCCCAUGCUCCUGUCUACUUCUAUGAGUUCCAGCAUAGGUCCAGUUUUCUCAAGUAUUUCAGGCCAUGGCAUGUUAAGGCUGACCACGGUGAUGAGCUUUACCUUAUCUUUGGAUCCUUCUUCUGGGGCAUCAAAUUUGGCUUCACUGUGGAGGAGAAGCUGCUGAGCAGGAAGAUGAUGAAAUACUGGGCCAACUUUGCACGAUAUGGGAACCCCAACAGUGAGGAUCUACCCUACUGGCCAGUGUCAAACCAAGAUGAUCUGUACCUGCAGCUGGACAUCCACCCCUCUGUGGGCCAUGCCCUGAAGGCCAGAAGGCUGCCAUUCUGGACCAAGACUCUUCCCCAGAAGUUGAUAGAGCUAAAAGGGAAUCAUGAUAAAAUCAAGGCUGUAUAGUGCCCAGGAAAGGGUGUUUGUAGACACUAUGACACUCACACUUGCAUGAACAGCUGACAUUUGUGAAGAUAUUUUGCUAUUGCGUGUCUCAUGGGUGUGAAGUGGAGGAGGUAG